Messenger RNA from Paramuricea clavata, 4096 nucleotides. The record is from the annotation of a GenBank genome assembly. Lineage: Eukaryota; Metazoa; Cnidaria; Anthozoa; Malacalcyonacea; Plexauridae.
GGUCAUGAUGAUGAAAGUCACGUUUUUAAAGAGAUGGAUCCUGGUGCAUUCUUUACGUUUUCAAUUCCUUUUGACAUGAAGGGAAACACAAAAGUUAGUGUAUUAACAGCAACGCCUCUAAACUAGUUCAAACUGUUCUCCCUAAAGGUCCAGUAAGAGAUAUAACAACACGGGUUGUUGUUUCAGUGUUACUACAAUACUACUGCAGGAAACUUGCCGAUUGUGGUCCAAAUGAAGUAAAAACUGAAACAAGAAUUUGACUUAUAUGAGAAAAGUCAGGAUGUCAGAUGGCAGAAAUUGAUAUCCAAUAGUUAUGAAGGUUGAAUGAUGUACAUGGAUUGAAAAAUAUUCUCCAUUCUGAUCGGCUAAUAGCAGUGUAAUUUUUCGAAAUACAGUGCCAAAAAAUGAAAGACAGUGCAAUUUUUCGAAAUACAGUGCUUUAAGAUACAGCCAUUUCUAGUAGAAAAUAAUACCAAAAAAACCAAACAUUUACAAGCGACAAAAAUGGCUGGCGUUUUUAGUAGAUUUUCUGUUGAAAUUAUUUAUAUUAAAAUUAACUAUUUCGCUUGUGACCUACGUACGCAUGUGACUGCAUACUUUUUUCAUGUAUUAUUAUGUGCUAUUUAAAAAACGAGCAGGAGUGUUUUAUUAGGUUUAAAGCCACGAGCGCGCAGCGCGAGUGGCUUUAGACCUAAUAAAACACGACCUGCGAGUUUUUUAUAUGACUUCAAAAACAUUUGCAUAAUAAGUCAAAUCUUUAUAUAAAAAUCUUUAUAUAAAAAUCUUUAUAUAAAAAUCUUUAUAUAAAAAUCUUUGUAUAAAAUUCUUUAUAUAGUUUGCAUAACAAUGGUCUUUUGUUAAAGUGUUCUUUAGCUGGUAUAAAGACGUAUGCACGUGACUGAUUUCUUACUCAAGAUUGGAUAAUUGCUUCAUGAAUUAUUAAUGAGUUUUUGAAUAAUAAGUAAUACACUCGUGCGUCUUUUUGCACUCGUGGAAUUUUGAUCGUCUUUGAAAAACUCAUUCAUGCAUGUUUUCCCCAAAUUGCACUCGAAACCAUUCUACUACCUAGUAUACAAACCAGAGCCAAAAUACGAAAUUUCAGCACACUCUUUACCAGCUUGGUGCUAACCGCGCAACAAAAACAAUAGAAAGGGACUGGAACUGACGUCCAAUAGCUCUUCAGUUUCCGCCAUCUUGACUUCACUUUUUGGACACGAGUUCUCGCUCCAGAUAGAUAUAUAUAUAUAUAUAUAUAUAUAAACAACAUAGAUAUAUAUAUAUAUAUAUAAACAACAAAUUUCAAUCUUAAAAUUUUAUUUCAUCGCUACACAGUGUUUCACGUACAGCGUACGAUCAUCAGGCGAUCAGGCGAUUGAUGUUAAUAACAUCAAUCGCCUGAUCGCCUGAUGAUCGUACGCUGUACGUGAAACACUGUGUAGCGAUGAAAUAAAAUUUUAAGAUUGAAAUUUGUUGUUUAUGUCUUUUUAUUUGCUCUACUGAUUUAUUGGUGUUGAGCACUCUAGUUCACUACGCACAAAUUCAAAAUUGAAUAUUAUAUAUAUAUAUAUAUAUAUAUAUAUAUAUAUAUAUAUAUAUAUAUAUAUAUAUAUAUAUAUAUAUAUAUAUAUAUAUAUAUAUAUAUAUAUAUAUAUAUAUAUAUAUAUAUAUAUAUAUAUACAUAGCUUAAGAUUUUGGUUUACGAAACACAAACAGUGCUCAAUACCAUAUAGAUAGAGCGUAAUAUAGUUUUUCGUUUUACCUCAAAAAACCAUAACAGUCUGUUUCAAGUCUAUAUAUAUUUAACAAUUAUACCAUGAGCUCGAGUCGUAUAUGAGCUGAUAGCCGACGAGGUGCGUAGCACCGAGUCGGCUAUCAGCCAUAUACGACGAGAGCGAAUGGUAUAAUUGUUUUAUAAUAUAGUCUAAUAUAGCCAUUAACUGAAGCAGUAAUUAAUUAUUCACUGUUACAAUGUGUUGACAAUUUGUUCGGCCAAAAACCGCUUGAAAAUUUGAAAUACUUUUGUUUUACAACUCGAAGACGAAGUGAAAGAAAUGGUUUUAGAACCUCUAUAUCUCACAGGAAAGCUCAGAUAUAUUAUACAGAUGUUUGGUACUAUAGUAAGUGCUUGUUGACUGCAAAUUCAUUUGUCGUUCAUCGGCAAACUUUUCUGAACAAUUUAUAUUCUCAAUGAACAUGUUUUUUCGCUGUUGUUUCGGUAUUAAUUCUUUAAAAAACUUUAUUUAAACUAAUUUCUACGUAAUAAAUGUAUUUUGCUAACCUGUCAAUUUUUUUUGAGAGUUUUUCCCUGUACUAUUAUGUUUUUCAAAGCGAAUAUUUUCCUUUUUCUGCUUCGCAAAACUCAUGUAGUUUUUGGACCGCCAUCUUGUUUUUCGCUACUCGCCGUAUAUGAGCUGAUAUACGGCGAGUAAUUCAACCAAUCAGAUUGCAGAACAGCUCAUAUACGGUGGAUGACUAUAUUAUAAAUAUAUAUAUAUAUAUAUAUAGCUCACUGGGUCAAACCAUAAUCAAACAACUCCAUAUUAGUAUAAAAGGUACAAUAUAUUUUUUAUUUACUUUGCUAUCAUACUUAUACAUUCAUUGGCUGGGAAACCACAACAGCUAUUGCCAAUUACAGCGGCCCCAAUAGUUAUAUACGGAAACAAUUUACAAGGUAUACUAAACACACAAAAUAAACAAUACUUGACCAACAGUCAUUACAUUAUGUCUAAAAACAGCAUGUCAAUGGGGAGAUCGUUAAAUUCCGAGCGGAAUUACAUUUUAUACACGCACUUUUCCAUGUGCGGGGAUCCUCAACAUCGUAUGUAUUUCCUAAUGCUAAAGUAAUAGUACUUAAAAAGAAUAUUCCCGAAUUCUGAAAAGAAUUCAAGAAUCCCUAACGCAUUAACCGUAAUACUAACCACUCUGUCACCAAUACCGACACAUCCCGUCAUUAAUAGCUUCGUUUUUUUUCGUGAUUUGUAGAGAUGCCCUGUACCCCUUCCAGAAUCUUACGAACUAGCAAUCCAUUCCAGAGAGAAGUAUGUGGUAUCGUGUAUUAUUUUAUUAAGCGUGAUGCUCUUAAAGUAACUGCAUGAUGUAUUUCAGGGCUGGAAAAUGUCCGGCAGCAGCACGAAAUUUUUAGUACAAUUUUUUUGCAGGAAAUUUUACUGGAUAUACAAUCGAUCACGUGAUAAAAAUAGACCUAAACUUUUUCCUGAUCUCUGCUGCACACGUAAAAAUCUCACAACUUGUCAACAAGAUGUGUUCGCAACAGGCUUGUAGCAAGCUUGUCGACAAGUUGUAACAAUGCUGUGUUUUUUUUGGCCUAGUUGAAUCCCUAUCAAUCCGAAGCUUAUGAUGUUGGCAGUACAACCUACUAUCUAAAAUUAUACAGAAAGUCUUACAUUUGGUUCACAGAGGAAGUUUUUGUUUUCGCUGCCAGGAAAAAAACCUUUUGUGUGCCUGGUGUGUUACAACAAUUUUGUUUUAUUGAAUUUAGACGCGUGGAUGAUUGGCAUCAGUUAGUACGUGAAUCAAAAUUAGCAAAAUCGCAACGAAAGCAACUGCAAGCUGCCGUCCAACAUCGAUUUCAGGUAUUCUUUGGUUUUAUCCUCGUUUUGCUUCUGAGAAUGAACUGUUGACCAGUUUGUAUCGAUAUUGACAUUCUUACCAGAUCCAAGGCUUUCAGAAAGACGAACCUCCUCCCCACGUCCCCCCAUCCCCUAUAGUUUGUCACAUCUUUGUCACCCUGCAAUCUUUCUUGUAUUUUUUAGGAAUGGUUAUCAGAUACAGGAAAUGCUCACCAGUUAGAAGGUUUGCUUCCUGCCGUAACACACCCUAAAUGACACACGGAAUGCAUCUCACCUCGAUCUUAGGAACAUUUUCAUGCCAGACCUUUCGGCGCCAGAAAUUGCAUGCGUGUUCACAGAAAAUAACUCCCUGUAUAUAUUAGGUCGUUUUAUAUUAUGUUGCAGUACGUGCGUUUGAGUUUGAACUGCCUGAAGGUGAUCCGGCCCUAUAAAAAUGUACAUAAUUUAAAUAUUUGUACAGUUGGGAUAAUAUAUAUUAGGCUUAUACAAUAAAUUCAAAACCAAGC